AUGAAGCUGCAAGAACGAAGGAAGCAUGAGGAGGAAAAUGCUUCCGGUCACUUGAUGCUCCUUUUUCAGACCGUAAUGCAGCUCUUCUCGAUGGUUGGUAGGACCAUGCGGGAAUCUGGACACGUGUCAAUGAAUGGCGUAAAUCUACCAAAACAGAAAGAUUUGGAACGCUAUGCUAAACAAGUUGAGAAUACACUGAAAGAAAAUGAAGAACUCAAAUCAAAACUGGUUCAACAAGAAGAAAGAAUAAGGCAACUGGAAAGUUCUAGACAGAAUAGCUCAAACUCAGCAUCAGCAUUUGAUUCAACGCUCGCCAAAGAGCUUUUACAGAGGUUAACUACAGAAGAAGGAAAGACGGCCAAUCUCGAGCUUUUGCCCGUUGAAGCAAACAGAUUAAAUGAAGAACUUCAGAGAAAGGUGUCUACCGUAGCCAGGCAACAGGAGUCUUCGAAUGGAACAACUGAUCGGCUACAAAGACAGUUCGAGUCCAUGAGUCACUCACUAGCACUUCGUAAUGUUAUGCUGACAGAUUUGGACGAAUAUGUGAGGCAGCAGGAAGUCUCCAGUCACGAUGGAAUUUUGCUUUGGAAAAUCACCGAGUUCGCUAAAAAACGGCAAGACGCCGUCUCCGGGCAUCAGACGUCAUUUUAUAGCCCGUGCUUCUUUACGAGUCGCUAUGGAUACAAGAUGUGCGCGCGCAUCUACUUGAAUGGUGAUGGUAUUGGAAAAGGGACACACAUCUCGGUAUUCUUUGUUGUCAUGCGUGGUGAGUACGAUGCGUUACUCCGCUGGCCAUUCAGACAGAAGGUUACGUUCAUGCUGCUGGAUCAGAAUAACGUAGAACACGUGAUCGACUCCUUCAGACCUGACCCAAACAGCUCAUCCUUCCAGAGACCAAGAAGAGAAACAAACAUCGCUAGUGGGUGCCCUACAUUCUGUCCCUUGUCGGAGUUAAACGAUCAUGCCUACGUCCGAGACGAUACUAUGUUUCUGAAGGUCAUAGUCGAUACGACGGAUUUAUAA
Messenger RNA from Porites evermanni, 1023 nucleotides. Lineage: Eukaryota; Metazoa; Cnidaria; Anthozoa; Scleractinia; Poritidae. The record is from the annotation of a GenBank genome assembly.